GCCUUAGAAGAAAUUCGUGUGUGACGUGGAUGGUCUUUAUUGGAUCUGUCGUGACUCGUGACGAAUGUCACUCACCAUCUAAGCUUUUUCAAACAGGUUCAGUUUUUAUAGGUUCUCAAUGGGUAACUGGCUCCUAAUACUUACAAUAUGUGCAGCUGCUGUUCAAUCCUGUGUAGCAGUUGAUCGUGGCAACUUCAAGACAUGUGAUCAGAAUGCAUUUUGCAAGCGUCAACGUGCUACUCUGCCUGGUAAUUCACCAUGGGAGAUUUUAUUGGAUAGCUUAAAUUCUACUAUUAGUAGCCUCCAAGUACAAGUCAUCAGUUCCCGCAGCCAAGCAAGACUUCAACUGCAGCUCAUUGCUCUGGCAGAUUCCACUCUUCACUUUGAGCUUGAUGAAGUCAACCCUAUUAAGCUAAGAUACAGGGCACAGGAAUCACUUUCGGGAAGUCCUCAGCUUUCAAGUUUGAAAAUCACUGAGCAAUCCAGUGAUUCAAUAUCCCUCUCAUUUGGUGGCACAGGCAAAGCUAUUCUGCUUGUAAAACCAUUUCGCCUUGAUGUCUAUGAUGGAGAUCAACUCGUCAUCUCAGUCAAUGCUAGAGGCUUGCUCAACUUCGAACACCAACGUGUUCGCAAAUCCAAGUUGUGGGAAGCCAUGUCCUCAGUUGCCCAAACUGUAGGAUCUGUUGGCUCAUCCUUACCUGGAAAAGCAUAUUCAUGGGUGCUACAAUGGCUGCCUUGGUCCAGUGAGGCUGCUGGAAACGAGGAACCUUCGUUCGAACCUACAGAAGGAGAGACGAAGGCGGAAGCCGAAGAAAAGCAUCCAGACGAAAAACCCGUGGAAGGAGAGGAAGAGCCUGGUUUGUGGGAAGAAACAUUCAAGUCACACGUCGAUUCAAAACCCUAUGGCCCCACUUCGGUUGGCGUAGAUAUAUCUUUUCCGGGCUCAAGACACGUGUAUGGUAUUCCGGAGCAUGCAGAUACUUUCGCGUUAAAGCAGACCAAAAAUGGUGAUCCAUAUCGCCUUUACAACACUGACGUUUUUGAGUACGAGCUGUACAAUCCUAUGGCUUUGUACGGAGCUGUGCCUUUCAUGAUGGCUAAAAGGCAACAGGGUACUGUGGGAAUUUUUUGGAACAAUGCAGCUGAAACCUAUGUCGACAUCGAGGAGUCAUCUUCUGGAAGUGUGGUAUCUUCCCUUAUGAAUCUUGUAUCGGGUGGAGGCAAUGAGCCACAUCAACAAACACACUGGUUUUCGGAGAGCGGAAUCAUUGAUCUCUAUAUCAUGAUCGGACCUACACCGAAAGACGUGGUGCGCCAAUAUGGUACAUUAACUGGCAAGACACCUCUACCUCAGCGGUUCGCGCUGGGUUAUCACCAAUGCCGUUGGAACUACAACGACCAAGAGGAUGUACACAGCGUGAAUAAAGGAUUCGAUCUGUAUGAUAUUCCGUAUGAUGUUCUCUGGCUUGAUAUCGAGCACACCGAUAACAAAAAAUAUUUCACAUGGGACCCGGUAAAGUUUCCGGAUCCAUCAGAAAUGGUACACAACUUGACGGCGAAAGGUCGUAAGCUGGUCACUAUUGUCGAUCCGCACAUGAAACGCGAUUCAUCCUAUUUUUUUCAUGAACACUGCGAACAAAACGAUUUCUACGUUAAGGAUAAAAACGGAAAGAUAUAUGAAGGUUGGUGUUGGCCAGGCUCAGCCAGUUAUCCCGAUUUUUUCAACCCAGCUGUUAGAGACUAUUGGGCCUCUCGAUUUGCUCUCGAUAAAUAUGAAGGUACGUCAUUGGACGUCUACACAUGGAAUGACAUGAAUGAACCGUCCGUUUUCAACGGACCAGAGGUUACCAUGCCUAAAGAUUGUUUACAUUAUGGCGGAUAUGAACAUCGCGAUGUCCACAAUAUGUACGGCAUGAUGGUGGUGGAAGGCACUAUUCGUGGCCAACUUAUGCGAUCCGACUACAAAUUACGUCCGUUUGUACUUUCGCGCUCAUUUUUCGCUGGUAGUCAACGAUUCGGGGCUGUUUGGACUGGUGAUAACAUCGCCGACUGGGAGCAUUUAGCCAUAUCUGUGCCCAUGCUUCUCAGUCUUUCUGUUUCUGGGAUUCCUUUUUGCGGAGCGGAUGUGGGAGGUUUCUUUAACAACCCAGACUCGGAAUUACUAGCCCGGUGGUAUCAGGCUGGUGCUUUUCAGCCAUUUUUUCGUGGUCAUGCCCACCUUCAUACCAAACGUCGCGAACCUUGGCUUUUUGACGAACAGACCAACAAACUAAUCAAGGCCAGCAUUAAGAAACGUUAUACAUACCUACCAUAUUGGUAUACUUUGUUCUACGAGCAUGAAAAAACCGCUGCUCCACCCAUGCGCCCACUCUGGAUGGAGUAUCCACAAGACGGAGAAACGUUUUCCAUAGACAACCAAUACCUUUUGGGCGACUCGAUUUUAGUGCACCCGGUGGUCCGGUCAGGAGAACAAGAAGUAAGCGUUUAUUUCCCUGGAGUAGAUACACUUUGGUAUGAAAUUGAAACCUUCAAAGCUUAUGAAGCCCCUGGCUACCAGAUGAUUCCUGUUACAAUUGAAAAGAUCCCUAUAUUUCAGCGAGGCGGUACCAUUGUUCCUAAGAAGGAGCGUGCUCGAAGAGCAUCUUCUUUGAUGACAAAAGAUCCCUAUACCUUCAUUGUGACUUUGGACAAACAGGGUAAAGCUCACGGUCGGCUUUAUAUUGACGACGGUCAGUCUCUAGAGUAUCAAAAAGGAAGCUACAUUAUACUGGAAUUGAACAUGGAAGGCCACACUCUUUCAUCCAAAGUUACAAAUCAAGGUGCUUUUGAAACCCCCGAAUCAAUUGAAAAAAUCGUGAUUGUUGGACUGAGUCGAGCACCGUCAAGCAUAGUAGAUAAUACCGGCAGAAUUUUGGAGUAUCGCUAUGAUGCAACCAGCCAGACAUUAGUUCUCAGGAAACCGAAUUUCUCGGUUUCUAACGAAUGGAGUGUCAAUCUCAAAAUAUAGAUUGCCUCCUACUUGAUUUUUUUUUCAUUUGCCUCCGUUGGGCCCGUUCAUUCCUCUAACGGAAGGUCGUGCAAAAAAGAAACAAAGAAGCUUAUAAUGUAAUAACUACAGACGAUUUGUUCGAACUUUGUUUCUUUUUGGUCGAAAGACCCACUUUCUGAAAUACAUGCGAUUUGUCAACUGAAACAA
Daphnia carinata is the source of this 3196-nucleotide messenger RNA. RefSeq names its product neutral alpha-glucosidase AB-like (gene GCS2alpha). Gene Ontology annotation, molecular function: alpha-glucosidase activity; carbohydrate binding. The coding region runs from base 119 to 3007 and encodes 962 amino acids. The record is from RefSeq and is a predicted model, not a curated record. Gene Ontology annotation, biological process: carbohydrate metabolic process; N-glycan processing. The transcript has 15 exons. NCBI's taxonomy places the organism in Eukaryota, Metazoa, Arthropoda, Branchiopoda, Diplostraca, Daphniidae.